GGAAGUAAAGGGGAGUGAAGAGGAAGACACAUUUUGACAUGAAGAUGGUUGGAAGCUGGCUAUUUCUCCUCGUCUCUCUCCAAGGAUAUGAGGCUCCCUCCACCCCCAAUGUAAACUGCCUGAUCAUUAACCUGGAUUAUGUCAACUGCACCUGGAGUGAACAGGGGAGUCCAGAGGUCAACUACACCUUCUUCCACAAAAGGUCCAUUAAAGGUAAUAUGGAGGAGUGCACAACAUAUCUCCAGGAGAAGAGUUAUGCUGUGGGAUGUAGACUGUCCUAUGACAAGUCUGACAGGUAUAGAUCAAUGACAACCAAGCUGGUCCAUCAGAACAACAGUUAUGUGCAGGACCAUAACCUGAAAAGCAUGGUGAAGCUUUACCCUCCUGUCAACCUGUCAGUUGAGAUGAACAAAGACCCAGAGCUGAAUCUGUACUGGAACAACAGCAAGAACACCUUAUGCAUUGAGAGUGAAGUUCGCUACAGAAUAAACAGCGACAAGUGGAAGACAUCUACUCCAAGCACGGAACAAAAGUAUGCUGUGGCUUUCCCGUUAAAGAGCAGUCGGUAUGAGUUUCAAGUGAGAGCACGAGUAAACGACAUGUGUGGCGAGUCCAAGUUCUGGAGUGAAUGGAGUCAGCCUAUUCAAUGGGAUUCCAUGAAGGGAAAUAACAUCACAGACAUAUCUGGCAGCUCAAUGUCUGUGUGGAAGCCAGUAUUGUCAUUAGUGGGUACCAUGACACUCUUCAUAUUGGCCUGCAUGCUGGUCUACAGGGAAAGAGAACGACUGAGAUUCAUCCUCAUUCCCAUUGUGCCUAAUCCAGUAAAGAGCCUGAAGGACCUUCUUGACAAGGACACUGUAGAGGCCUGGCUUCACAUCUCCGAAGGUGUUUGCUUCCAGUCUAACUUCACUGAGCUUGCCUGUCCUGUUCGUGAGUACAGUCUGGUUCCCCAAACUGGCAGCGUCAGUGAAUCUGAGAGCAACUUCUCCAUCCUAACAGACCAGUCAGAUCUCCUGUCUAUGUGUUCCUCCUCAGCUUCCACUUUUCCUGCCACAAGUGAAAAUGAACAAGCUGGUAUUGAAUGAUAGUUCCAAAAGGUCUAAUAAUGCUUUAUAAUUUGUUUUACAAUACAAAACAUCCACAUAUAAACUACAACAUACAGACACACACAAAUAUCCACAACAUCACCCCUGCCCAGACAACACCUGUUCACACCCCCACCUCCUGCAUCACUCUCUGCCACAUGGCCUCAAACUGCACCAUUUUGUUUCUCUCUAUCACCCACGCACUUUCAACAUUCAGUUAAAGAAUUUGACCUUUCCAUUGUGUAAACGAUGGAGGAUUAGUUCAUUUCCAGUUUUUAGGUAAACAUUUUUUUUUAAGAUGAUUGACAAGAAAAGUAUUCUCCAACCCAUCUGGUAUCUCAUUGCAGUCUCAUACGCCAUGUCUGGAAAUAUGCACAGAGGGAUUAAAAGUACAUUUACAUUGCA
Messenger RNA from Oncorhynchus tshawytscha (Chinook salmon), 1490 nucleotides. Its product is annotated as cytokine receptor common subunit gamma. Gene Ontology annotation, cellular component: external side of plasma membrane. Gene Ontology annotation, molecular function: protein binding; cytokine receptor activity. Gene Ontology annotation, biological process: cytokine-mediated signaling pathway. The record is from RefSeq and is a predicted model, not a curated record. Lineage: Eukaryota; Metazoa; Chordata; Actinopteri; Salmoniformes; Salmonidae. The transcript has 8 exons. The coding region runs from base 39 to 1085 and encodes 348 amino acids.